Molecule: messenger RNA, 765 nt
Organism: Suillus bovinus
Lineage: Eukaryota; Fungi; Basidiomycota; Agaricomycetes; Boletales; Suillaceae
Product: NDUFA12-domain-containing protein
Exons: 5
Coding region: 299-724 (141 amino acids)
Biological process (GO): response to oxidative stress; mitochondrial respiratory chain complex I assembly
Cellular component (GO): membrane
Source: RefSeq, a predicted model, not a curated record
CGUCUUCUUCUUUUUCUUUUUAUAUCUUCAUCUCUGAUUUCUUUUCUAUCUGUGUCGGCGAAUGUAUUCUGUAGGAUUCUGUAGUUUGUUGUUAGAAGUAAGCUGUUUCUCUUAUGUAUACUGGUGUACACCCUAUGAUCCUAUUAAUCACCCGCAACUGGUACCAUGUAUACAUAAUAUCACGCCUAUUGGAGAUGUUAAUGCCCGAGUCAUCGCCGAGAAGUUCAUUUAUCCUUACGUAACCUGUAUGGGAAACGCUUAGAACCAAGCACGACCAAACAUACCUUCUCAUCCUGACAUGUCCUUCAUUCGUUAUGUGCGGAACAUCCGCAGAACAGGAAUCAAACAAUGGUGGCACCAAUUGCAGUACAUUGGAGAUGCAAAAGCUGGAACGCUCAUCGGAACCGACCAGUUCGGUAACAAGUACUUUGAAAACCUGAACCCGGACGAUGAAAUUCCAGGGCGUCAUAGAUGGGUUGAUUUUGCUCAGCAUUACAACAACGCUACCCAAGUCCCGCCUGAGUGGCAUUCGUGGCUAUCGCACAUCCGGUUACAACCACCUACGGAGGAUGCUGUCUUGCAGAGCAUGACUCCGCCAUGGAAAGCGCCCUGGUCAGAGACCCUGACGGGUACAAGAGGCGCAUAUCGGCCGUAUAACACGGUGAAGCCCAAGAUCAAUGCUUGGGAGCCGAAAGUCAUAACACGGGGCGAGGCACAUCCCUAGGUCAAUUGUACGGAGCCAAGUCGUUCUAUAUAUACCACGUC